UUCACUAAAACCUACAAUCUACAUACUACUACUUAACUGCAGACUUUUAAUAAUUAAAACCCCACAAUAGUAAUCAAAUUUGACAUUGUUAGUUUCUCUUCAGUCAAACGAACAUCAUCAAAUAAGAAAUACUCCAUCUAAGAAUAUAUCCACUUCAAAUAAUAUCAGCACAACAGCAUAAGUCCUCAUGCUCAUCACACUAUCUGGUCAACCAUUUUUUCCAUCAGAGGUGUGGGUACCCAAAAUGCCCUUUGAUGAAUCUUUAGAGUAUCUGACCCCAUCCUUGAGUAACUGUAGGAAUGCUCUGAAAAGGAAGUAGAAGAAUCAGGCUGUUUCAUGUUAGUCUGUUUUAGGCUGUUCAUUAUUGUCAUUAAUUAAAUCUUAUGCUCUCGUUUAUUAUCAAUAUCUUGUUCUCUUAGUCCAUCUAGUAUUUUUUCAUGUGGUAAUGUUUUAUCUUGUUUUGUAUCUAGUAAAGUUUCCUGAAGGAAUAUGAUAUCUCAAGGUAUGAAGAUUAGCUUUACUAGCCCUUAAGUGUCUUUGGCAGAAUGUCUAAUUCUUAAUUUCAGAAUCAUCUUUAUGUUUAAAAAAGAUUGGUAAGAAUGAAUGUAUUGGUGUUGUGUCCAUCACAAUCCACACUCAUGUUUUCACAUUGGUUGUCUCUACCCAGACCAUUCUCCCAAGGACAUGAGAAAUCACACAGAGCUGAGUGAGUUCAUUCUGCUGGGAAUACCUCAGACCAAGGGACUGGAGGCUGUGCUCUUUGUCAUCUUCUUGUUCAUCUACCUCUUCACUUUGCUUGGCAAUUUACUCAUCCUGAUGGCCAUUGUUUCUUCCUCUACUCUUCACACCCCCAUGUAUUUCUUCUUGGGAUUCCUAUCUAUUUUUGACAUAUUUUUCCCUUCUGUAACUUGUCCCAAGAUGCUUUUCUAUCUCUAUGGUCAGAGCCAAGCCAUCUCUUAUAAGGGGUAUGUUGCACAGCUCUUCUUUUAUCACUUCCUGGGUUGUAUGGAAGGCUGCCUCUACUCUGUGAUGGCAUACGAUCGCUUUGUGGACAUCUGUCACCCACUGAGGUAUAUGCUUAUCAUGAAACCUAGGGUCUGUGUGGGUUUGGCCAUGGGGUCCUGGUUGGUGGGUUGUUUUGAUGCCACCAUACUGACCUUCUUCACUUUUCAUUUAACCUACUGUGGUGCCAAUCAGGUGGACUACUUCUUCUGUGACAUUCCUGCUGUCUUACCCCUGGCUUGUGUUGAUAGCUCCCUGGCCCAGAGGGUGGGUUUCACUAAUGUUGGCCUUCUGGCUCUAACGCUUUUCCUCAGUAUUUGUGUCUCCUACACUCGCAUUGGCAUUGCCAUCCUGAGGAUCUGUUUAGCGGAAGGGAGGUAGAAAGCUUUCUCCACCUGCAGUGCCCACCUCACUGCAAUACUCUGUGCCUAUGGACCUGUAAUCAUCAUCUAUCUGCAGCCCACACCCAAACCCUUGCUUGGUGCUAUGGUGCAAAUAUUAAACAAUCUUGUGUCACCCAUGCUGAACUCAUUUAUCUAUUCCUUAAGGAACAAGGAAGUGAAAAGGUCCCUGAAAAGGGUGUUUCAUAAUGUAGCAUUUACUGUCCUGGAAUAA
Messenger RNA from Loxodonta africana (African savanna elephant), 1617 nucleotides. Its product is annotated as olfactory receptor 10N1-like. Gene Ontology annotation, molecular function: olfactory receptor activity; G protein-coupled receptor activity. Lineage: Eukaryota; Metazoa; Chordata; Mammalia; Proboscidea; Elephantidae. The transcript has a single exon. Gene Ontology annotation, biological process: G protein-coupled receptor signaling pathway. Gene Ontology annotation, cellular component: membrane. The record is from RefSeq and is a predicted model, not a curated record.